Molecule: messenger RNA, 1973 nt
Organism: Bolinopsis microptera
Lineage: Eukaryota; Metazoa; Ctenophora; Tentaculata; Lobata; Bolinopsidae
Exons: 4
Coding region: 1225-1707 (160 amino acids)
Source: RefSeq, a predicted model, not a curated record
AGGUAGCAUGAUGUUGUGGGGCACACUCCUUCUCCUCCUCCUCCCCAACCUCAUUCAGGGUCAAGCUGAGAGGCCCACAUACAGUUCCUGUACAAUUCCUAACGACUACGAAAAACAGCUAAACAUAAUCCCUAUUCCACGUGGCAACAAAGUAGAACACGGUCACACCAUUACAGUUCUCUGCCGUACCUCCGGAUACACAUUCAUGAAUCACAUGUACAGUGUAUGCUAUAAUCUUUUGAUCUGUGAUGAACUGUUGUUAUGUCUAAUGGGACGAUAUGAUAAACGUUCUUUAUUUUUAUGUGGCUGAUAAACAACCACCCAAUCGUCCAACUUGGCGAGUUUUUUUGUAUCUAAGUCUCAAUAGCUAAAUUUAUUUUCUCAAUGUUUGAUCAACAUACCCAUUUGCGUUUUACACUAUGAACUACUGCAGAUAAACGGAGUGUCAGUAUCGGAUAUUUUCUUCUCCUCUUACAUUCUGAUAACUUGCCGGAACGGAGCUAUGCAGCCCAACAUCUUCCUCCAGACACUCUGGUGCAACAGUAAGAGUGCUGAGUGCUGAGUGCUGAGUGCUGAGUGCUGAGUGCUGAGUGCUGAGUGCUGAGUUCUGAGUGCUGAGUGCUGAGUGCUGAGUGCUGAGUGCUGAGUGUUGGGUUCUGAGUGCGGAGUGCGGAGUGCUGAGUGCUGAGUGCUGAGUGCUGAGUGCUGAGUGCUGAGUGCUGAGUGCUGAGUGCUGAGUGCUGAGUGCUGAGCGCUGAGUGCUGAGUGCUGAGUGCUGAGUGCUGAGUGCUGAGUGCUGAGUGCUGAGUGCUGAGUGCUGAGUGCUGAGUGCUGAGUGCUGAGUGCUGAGUGCUGAGUGCUGAGUGCUGAGUGCUGAGUGCUGAGUAAUCAAAUAUUAACUAAUUACAUAGAAUGUUCAUCAGUCAGAUAAUUUUGAAAAUUAGCUCAGUCUCUGAUUUCUGAAUCAGUGGAAUCUUCCAUAAGUACAAUGUAUGAGGUCCCAUUAAGAUUUUCACUUAAAUUUUAAUCAGGGGUGUGGCUGAUUUCUUGAGAUGAUUGAUUUCAGAGGGGUGCUCUAAGUUUCCUGAGAAUUACUACAAAGUAACUUACGGAUACACCACGCAGUCUCGUAAAAAGAAUCCUCUCCGACAAUAUGGUAAACUACAUGCACCAGUAUCAGCAAAUCCACUGUAUGUGAUAAGUGUUUCGUGUCAGAACGGUUACAUGACUGUUGUUGGAGAUAACGGCUCCAAAGAAGUUAGGUGCACUGAAACUGGCUACAACACACAGGCUAUCAUUUGUUCUGCUGGUUGUGAUAUUCCGUUCAACUUGGAGUUUAACUUGCUGAACAGAUCAGCUCUUUUAGCUCCCAAUAAAGCUGGAAGUGGAAAAGCACCGUAUCCUACUGGAACACAUCUGACAGUGGACUGCAACAAGAGGGUCGAGGGGAACACUGUGGUAACUAUGGUGUGUGAGGCAGGUAAGGGUUGGACUGGGGUUGAGGAGUUGAAGGAGCAACAAGACGGACAGUGCUCAGCUGAUUAUGUGGCGCCUGUUGAGGAUUCGAACACCAAUUCAACACAAACUGAUGAAAAAGACAAAAAGACUGAUUUAUUAGACUUGAAGGAUAAAAAUGGUUCAGAACGAUCUGAUUUAUUGUCCCAUCUUCUGGCAGUAUCUUUUUUCUAUGUGAUCAUGUUACCAUGAAAUCUUAUAUUCUUAUGAUUUUGUAAACGCUUUUUAGAUAUCAAAAGUUAUAAGUUUUACUUACAGUUGUGUCGAUAAACACCCAGCAUUGUGAUGUCUGGUUGGAGUUAUGAUAUCAUUAAAUAUAUCCAGGUUAACAAACCAAACGUCUGAAGAUUCUUUAAGAAUUAAAAGUUCCAAUUUCUCAUAGGAUGAAGCUGAAAGAAUGGUUUAUUAUCACAAUCUUCUCACUUAGAAGUAAGCGUUUAAUUUUGCAUUCUUAUUUU